AUGCCUUGCGCAUCGAAAGCGAUUAUCAUCGGCGGAGGCAUCGCAGGCUUGUCGUGUGCGAUUGCAUUGGCUCGUGUUGGUGUUUUCUGUACGAUCUUGGAACGAGGAAACCCCAAAGAAGGUGCCUCCAUCGGCGUCAGUGGGCGCGCGACAAAUGCAGCAGAAGAGCUGGGUCUGUACGAAAGGCUGUACAGAGAGGGCAUGCCAUUCGAAAAGGGGAAUGGAGCCUUGGACUUUCGCAAUGCCGCUGGAGAUAUUAUCGCCAAGAGUCCCAGUGACCCCUACGGCUCUGAGACCAGAGAGACGGUUGGCGUAUAUCGACCGACGUGGAUCAAGAUCAUGACUGAGGCUGCGAUUGAACUCGGAGUGGAGAUCAAGGCACACACAACUUUCACUGCGAUCGACAAUCGGAUGGAUGGGGUUACUGUAACAACAAGCAGCGGCGAGAUACUCGAAGCAGACUUCCUGGUUGGAGCUGACGGUGUAUCGUCGGCGACUCGGGGCGUUAUCAUUCCAGAUGGCCCUGAGCCGCAAUACUCUGGUCAGUUCAGCAUGCGAUGGAUGGCGCCUGGGCCUCGGAUUCAACCCGAAUCCAUGUACAUGAGCCCCGAAGGACGCCUGGGGUUCUACUAUCUCCCCGAAGACAUUGUCUACGUGGCGAGUGUGAUGACUGUUCCCGAGGGAGAGCGCCUGACCGAAGCUUCCACUGCUGCCCAUUUCAGGGAGCUGCUCCAGUCAAUGACGGCACCUGCAUUGCAAGAAUUGCGCAGUCGCUUGAGGCCAGAUUCAGAAAUCAUCGCGCGCCCUUUUCGAUGGAUUCUUCUCCCCGACCGGUGCACAGCGCACAUGGGGCAAGGCGGAGGGAUGGCGCUGGAGGAUUCGGCCGUGCUGGCGCAGUGCAUUCGCGAUUAUGGCAGCGUGGAACAGGCGUUUGAGGCAUUCAUGAAACGUCGGUACCAUCGUGUCAGCACCGUGGUGCACUCGAGUGUCGAAUUGUCCAAGCUUGAGCAGCGCGAGUCUACGCCGGAAGAACGAGCCUUGUACCGCAACCAAGCCAUGGCUGCCAUUGCAGUACCGUAUUGA
This is a messenger RNA of Zasmidium cellare ATCC 36951, 1083 nucleotides long. RefSeq lists its product as uncharacterized. Gene Ontology annotation, molecular function: monooxygenase activity; FAD binding. The record is from RefSeq and is a predicted model, not a curated record. Lineage: Eukaryota; Fungi; Ascomycota; Dothideomycetes; Mycosphaerellales; Mycosphaerellaceae. The transcript has 2 exons. Bases 1 to 1083 code for a protein of 360 amino acids.